AUGCUUCGCCGAAAGCCAACCGCCAUAUCGAUUACCAACGAAGAUGUCGCGUCCUAUGAAGACCGACAGAACGCAGCUGCGGAAGAACUGCGAGCAGAGAUGCAGCGAGCAGCACAAAUGCAGGCCCAGAAAGGCCAGAACGUGAAUCCCAACGAUGGACAUAAGACAAACCCGAUCCGCUGUUACCAGCGCGCUCUCGAUGCUCUUCUUCAUGUCACAUGA
Messenger RNA from Pseudogymnoascus destructans, 222 nucleotides. RefSeq lists its product as uncharacterized. NCBI's taxonomy places the organism in Eukaryota, Fungi, Ascomycota, Leotiomycetes, Thelebolales, Thelebolaceae. Bases 1 to 222 code for a protein of 73 amino acids. The transcript has 2 exons. The record is from RefSeq and is a predicted model, not a curated record. Gene Ontology annotation, cellular component: anaphase-promoting complex. Gene Ontology annotation, biological process: anaphase-promoting complex-dependent catabolic process.